Molecule: messenger RNA, 3047 nt
Organism: Drosophila persimilis
Lineage: Eukaryota; Metazoa; Arthropoda; Insecta; Diptera; Drosophilidae
Gene: beat-Ic
Exons: 9
Coding region: 653-2398 (581 amino acids)
Source: RefSeq, a predicted model, not a curated record
AGAACACAGAAGCUGAAGCCGAAGCCGAAACAGGACAAACUUUUCGGUUUACAAAAGUUUUAUUUUACACACUUUGUUCACCCAGUUCCCGUGCUCGCGUAAAAUUAUGAAAAAUAUGUGAAAAAUGUGCAGAAUCCACAAAAUACUCGUACAAGAAGAGCAGCAACAAAGGCGACACAAACGGCAACAACAAGAACAUUAGCUGGGAGCCCGCCCCUGACAUAGGUCAAGCCACUCCGAGCCGGAGAGUGCCAGUGCCGGUGUUCGUGACUGUGUGCGGGAGGAGUAGUGCGGGAGUCCCUGUAACGUGCUAAAAUUAGCUAAUUUAUUGCUCAGACUACAACAAUCACAACAAUCACAACCAACCCAACAACAAGAAACCAACAGGAACAACAAACCCUUGGCAGUCAUAACAUUUGCCGUGGCUGCUGGUGCAGGCCCCAAAGCUCCACUCCAGGACUCUGAGUAGCCAGACUGGACGUCACUGAAGGAGGCAGAUAGAAACCAAAUACAAUUGACAUUUAUUGGCCAAUAUAUAUUUAUAAGGCCCGAACGGAAGUGGCCGAAAACCCCGAAAGGAGCGAGAGAAUAGCCACACAGACUGGAGACUGGCUAUAAAAGAGGAGCAAAGAUACGAAAAAUAUAUAUUUCAAUGCUGUCGAAGCUGCAUAAAAACUGUCCAGCGACAGGCCGAGGGGCAGCUCCUCCCCCACGCCACAUGCAAAUGUCCGCAAGGAGAGCAGCAGCGAGUGGGAAGCGGACGGCCACGAUGCCGUCGCACCGACAACAAACUGGGCGGGGCUGCAUCUGCUGGCUGGCCGUGAUCGGACUUCUCGUGCUGGUUCCUGAUUUUAUUGCGGCACUCAAGGAUGUCUCCGUAAUGAUACCACAGGCAGUGAAACGUGGCAGUAAUGCCUUGUUCACGUGUAAUUACGAUAUGGAAAACGAUACUCUAUAUUCGGUGAAAUGGUAUAAGGGUAAGCGUGAGUUUUAUCGCUACACGCCCAAGGAGAAUCCGGCCAUGAAGGUCUUCGCCAUGACAAGUGGUCUCAAUGUUGAGCGCAACCUUUCGAAUCAAAGUCAUGUCGUGCUGCAGUCGGUGCCGUUGAAUAUUUCGGGCAAAUUUACAUGCGAAAUAUCCGUUGAGGCGCCCACAUUCCAAACCGCCAUGGUGUCCGGCGAAAUGGAGGUGGUUGAGCUACCGGAAGAGCACACCGUGGUCACCGGGAUACAGGCGCGCUAUCGCAUUGGCGAUUUGGUCGAUGGCAAUUGCUCAAUUAAAUACUCGAAACCGGCUGCUAAUUUGACAUGGACUAUUAAUGGUAUUGUGGUGCCACCGCAUCACAUCAAGACGUAUCAGAUUGAGAAACAGGAGAAUACCACACUGGAAUCGGUUACAAGUGCCAUACAUUUCAUGGUCACCACUCAGCAUUUUCUCAAGGGCCAGAUGAGGCUCAAGUGCACGGCCAAUAUCUUUGACAUCUUCAAGGAGGAAAUGGAGAGUGUUAUUGAGGAGGACAGACCCAGGAUAAUGGCCUCCGGCAGGUCGUACGAUAUCAACAACUAUCCGCUCGAUGAGCAUACGAAUGGCGAGAGAGGCUUCGAGGAUCACAAUGAAUCAUAUUUGACAUACUAUUCGGCGGAUAAUAGUGCAUCAGGCGCUUCGACAGCUGCACAUGAAAUCUUUUGGCACGUCUGGCCAUCGAAGCUCGGGGCAGCACUUCGGAUCAGACUCCACAUCAACAGGCAGCUGGUGGGGGCGUGGCCGUGGGACGCACUCGGUGCCUGGAUUACGCAAGCAGCGGAUCCAGGAGCAGCUACAGCUCUUUUGUGUCUGCUAGGGCUGCUGGCCCAUCAAAUUAUCAACUGUCAAUACACAAAGAAAUCGACAGCGACAGCAACAGCGACAGCGACAGGAACAUCGAUGGGGCAGCAGCAGCAGCAACCGUUGCCAGUCGAAGCGGAGGCUGUGACAAUGUCAAAGGCGGCCAAAUCCGCAGCUAGAGCGAGCGUCAAAUGCUUUUAUAAUUGUCAAAUGGCAAUGGCAAUGGCAACAUACAAUCCCCAUCCCCACAUGAAAAUCCAGGAGGAGAAGGAUGAUGUGAAUGGAACUGGGACUGAGACUGAGACUGGGACCGUGGAGGGAGACGAUGAUGAUGCGAAUGUUGCAAGUGUGGCAAAUGCCGGCGAUGAUUUAACUGCAACUGCAGCGGGAAUGGCAAAGGCUAAGGGCAAAGAAAGGGGAGCUGCAACAGUGCCAUCUGGAGUUGCCGUUAAGCGACUGUCAGCGACACUUGUGGGCGUGGCACGGCCCUGGCUGGAUCAACGAUUAUUGAUGACUCGACGACGGAAGAUGUGGAAGCCUGUUCUGGGGGACUCCGACUGCCUCUCGUGCUGAUGCCGAAUUGAUGAUGAAAUCCAUUUCCAAAAGUAGCUUAAGGUGUUUGCCCACUUGUGCUACAGUGAAGCCUCUCUCUCCUCUUCUCCCUGUCUUCCUAUCCCCACCCUACCAUCAUUUUCAUGCCCUGCAAAGUGAAAAGUUGGAGGAAAUAAUUAAUAUAUAUGAAUAUUAAUUGGAAUCGCCAGCUGGAUGGCUGGAUGCCUGGGACGCUGUAGUUCGUAAGUGUUAUGCAUAAGGUCAGGGCCGAAGAAGGAGCGAGAAUAAUUAAGUAUAGCCAGAAAGGGAAGACCUUCUAGGAAUCAUUGAAUAAUAACAGGAAAUAUAGUCUUAUACGAGUAUGUAUUAUUGUAAGAUGAUGAAAAGUUAUAUGAAAUAUGCAUAUAACUAGAUGAUAAAAUCGGUAAAAUAGUGCAAACAUCGACCCUGGCACAACCCUAUAGUUUGAGAGAAAUGCGUGUGUGAAAUUCAAUUCAGAAAAAAUACACAAUGGUAACAGUCCCUUCAAUCAUUGAUGGUAUGUUACUCUUCGUGAAAGGCAACUUUAAUAUGAUUUGUUUGGAAGUAAUAUGUGGGAUUGCUUACGAAUGAUGACACCCUUUCAUGGAUUUGUAUUCUGCAAAUUGCAGUGAUUCAAAUGUACAUAUUC